Molecule: messenger RNA, 1593 nt
Organism: Leishmania mexicana MHOM/GT/2001/U1103
Lineage: Eukaryota; Euglenozoa; Kinetoplastea; Trypanosomatida; Trypanosomatidae
Exons: 1
Coding region: 1-1593 (530 amino acids)
Source: RefSeq, a predicted model, not a curated record
AUGGUCAAACCAACGCUUCUCGUGGGCGCUAUGCUCGCCCUCGUCAUGUGCCUGGCUGCGACGACCGCCUCGGCGCAGCGGUCGCUGGCGUGCGAAACAGUGUGGAAAGGUCCGUCCUCUAACAACAGCCUACUGGAGUGCCUGGGGAACACGGAUCGCAUCCGGUCUCAGUGGCCCUACUACCUGUACCCCGGCUUCGCUGCGCUCGUCUUCAUCUUUACGGUGAUUGGGCUGCCGAUUGUGUUCUGCUGCCACUGCUGCCGCUACGGCAAGGCGUAUGAGAGGCCGAACGCGGAGGCAGAACUCGGCGUUGCCCGCUGCUGCCUAUGGAUGUGGAUUGUGAUUUCGGUGCUGGUGGCGUGCGGCGUGUGCGUGCUGCUGGUGUAUGGCUCCGUGUUACUGGAGCAGGCAGCCAAACAAAUUGUCCACGACACCGAGCAUCGCACGCUUGAUUACUUCAACAACACCCGUACGAACAUUGGGACACUGCUGACAAACUACAGCGCGGACCCACCGAUACCACCGUCGAUCGACUUUAGCGCCUUUGACGCGGUGAACGAGAAUAUUACCCACUACGUGCAUCUGGCACGCGACAACUACCUCAAGUACUUCCGCACUGCCGAGGUUGUGGCGUGCUGCGUCGGCAGCAUCGGUGUUUUCCUGAUGCUGUGCAUGCUGAUCUUUGCGCUGUGCCGCUGCAGUGGGCGCUGCCCGAUUGCGUGGAGCUGCCUGUACUUUGUGUUCGCGCUUGCAUUUGCGCUGCUUGCGGUGCUGUUCACGAUAUGCAUCUACGUGCUGUCCGCUGGCUGCGGCGAGGUGGGCCUGCAGUACAGCCGUGCGCCUGGCGUCUUUCAGUGGCACCUGGUGCCGUGGUGCGAGAAGGAGUUCAACUUCCAGGCGCUGCGGGCUCAGGUGCAGACUCAGGAGCAGCAGGUCUCGCAGAGCGCCUGCGCGCAGCUCUUGAACUACUGCGACAACGAUCCGGUUUAUUCGCUGGAUAAGAAAGACCACAUCUUCAUGUGCGGCAACGGCAUCACCGAUAAGAGUCAGUGCAACUCGCUGGACGACGUGGUGGACGUUGUUAUAGACACAUACGUGAAACCGAUGCUGACGAACACGCUGUGUGUGAACCAGACGGGCAUGAAGUUCCUGGAGAAGUGUACGCUUCUCUCCUGCGCAUCACGAUGUGUCGACUACAAACAUCCGCCUCUGCAUCCCAAGUCAGAAUCCAUUCAAAUUCUGCAGGCUGCCAGCUUUGCUGUGAAUGCGAGCACUGCGCUGUCGUACGUGUGGCCGCUGCUGGACUGCAACUUCAUCAUUGACAAGGUCGCCAACACGAUCCAGAGGCGGAACUACAACGUGAGCUUCACCACGCAGAGCGAUUAUGUGCGCAGCUGCUCUGCGGUCCGCACGUCCUCUGUGAUGCUGGGUACCGGCUUCUUUGUCGGGGCGCUCAUGUUCAUUCUCGGCAUUCACGUCAUGCAUCGCGGUGCCUCCAUCUGGGGUUCCGGCAAGCAGGACGAUGCAGUGCAGAAGACGAAGGAUGUUGCACCACCGGACACUGCGGUGGUGUCACCCCUGACAACAUCUUAA